Messenger RNA from Ochotona curzoniae (black-lipped pika), 1422 nucleotides. RefSeq names its product origin recognition complex subunit 5 (gene ORC5). Bases 106 to 1413 code for a protein of 435 amino acids. Gene Ontology annotation, biological process: DNA replication initiation; DNA replication. Gene Ontology annotation, molecular function: DNA replication origin binding. The transcript is spliced from 14 exons. The record is from RefSeq and is a predicted model, not a curated record. Gene Ontology annotation, cellular component: nuclear origin of replication recognition complex; nucleus. NCBI's taxonomy places the organism in Eukaryota, Metazoa, Chordata, Mammalia, Lagomorpha, Ochotonidae.
CUGGAAGAGCGGACUUUACCUGAAGGAGGGAGAGGUGGCCUCAGGUGACCGGCGGGGCGGCUGGCCAGUGCUUCACUGUCCUCGCUGCUGCUGCUGCCCGCCAGCAUGCCUCCCUUGGAAAGCAUGGUGCUUUGUCGCGAGUCCCAGGUGGCCACUCUGCAGUCCCUAUUUGGAGAGAGACAUCAUUUCAGCUUUCCAUCCAUUUUUAUUUAUGGGCAUACUGCCAGUGGGAAGACCUAUGUGACACAAACUUUGUUGAAAACUUUAGAGCUCCCGCAUGUCUUCGUGAAUUGUGUUGAAUGCUUCACCCUGAGGCUCCUUCUGGAGCACAUCUUAAGCAGGUUGCGUGUCCUCGGCUCUCCAGAGGACGGCUCUUGCGCCGAAGUAACCUGUGACACGUUCAAUGACUUCGUUCGCUUGUUUAAACAAAUCACCAAAGCAGAAAGCCUCAAGGAUCAGACUGUGUACAUUGUUCUAGAUAAAGCAGAGUAUCUAAGAGAUAUGGAAGCAAAUGUUUUGCCUGGGUUUCUCAGGUUGCAAGAACUGACCGAUAGAAACGUUACUGUCAUCCUUCUCAGUGAGAUUGUUUGGGAAAAGUUUCGUCCAAACACAGGAUGCUUUGAGCCGUUUGUCUUGUACUUUCCAGACUACAGCAUAGGAAACCUUCAGAAGAUUCUGUCUCAUGACCAUCCCCCCGAGUACUCAGCCGAUUUCUAUGCCGCCUACAUCAACAUCCUCCUCGGGGUUUUCUACACUGUUUGUCGAGAUCUCAAUGAGCUCCGACAUCUGGCAGUGCUUAAUUUUCCCAAGUAUUGUGAGCCUGUGGUCAAAGGAGAAGCAAGCGAGCGCGAUACGCGGAAGCUGUGGAGAAACAUCGAGCCUCACUUGAAGAAGGCCAUGCAGGCCGUGUACCUGAGGGAGGUGUCAAGUUCCCAGUGGGAAAAGCUGCAGAAUGGUGACACAGAUCCGGGACAAGUGAAAGGUCUCUCAGCGUAUAACCACGUGGAACUCCCAUAUUACUCUAAGUUUAUUCUGAUCGCCGCAUACCUUGCUUCGUACAACCCAGCAAGAACCGACAAGAGGUUCUUCCUUAAGCAUCAUGGGAAAAUCAAGAAAACCAACUUUCUAAAGAAACAUGAAAAGACGAGCAAUCAUCUGCUUGGACCAAAGCCCUUCCCGCUGGACAGGUUGCUGGCCAUCCUGUAUAGCAUCGUGGACAGCAGGGUUGCUCCGACAGCGAAUAUCUUCUCGCAGAUCACUUCGCUAGUUACCCUGCAGCUGUUAAGCCUGGUUGGCCACGACGACCAGCUUGACGGACCCAAAUACAAAUGCGCCGUGUCUCUCGACUUCAUCAGAGCAAUUGCAAGGACAGUGAACUUUGACAUAAUAAAAUACUUGUAUGAUUUCUUGUGAAAACAAGAG